GUUUGUCAGAGUUUUUGGAGGCUGGAUUCUGGUUCAGAUGAUCUGUAGUUUUCAGAUGAAGGACUUGAGGUCUGGUUCAGUUCUGGAUCUCUCUGAUCAGACUCACUUGGAGCAUCAUGUGUGUGAUGAGAUCUUUUCAGUUGAGUCUUCUGAGAGUCUCUGAGAGCAGAGAUGUUGGAGAAGAAAACAUGUUGACUGCUGACUCUGACUGACAGCAGCUCCAGUCUAAUGAGAAGAAUCACUGCAGACUCCUAGGAUUCAGAUUUUCAUGCUUUCCAAACAUCACAUUGUUCUAGUUUGACUUUCUGCUAUCAGAAUUUCUACAUUUCUACACGGAGAAUUGGAAUCAGCUUUUCUAGAAAAAAGUCUGGAUUGACUGACAGAAAAUGCUGAAACCUUUUCCCUCCAACUGGAAACUGUUGAUCCAAACAUGUCAUGUUAUUCCAGACUAAACAGCUCAGUCUGUGUUCAUGUCAAAGUCCAUCAGCUGUUCAUGAAGAAGCAGAUCCUCCAACACUCUGAUGGUUUGGUGUUUGCAGAGGUCAACAGGUCACACAGAGAGUCCAGUCUGCAGCCUCCAGCUGUGAGUCAAUGAAGAGUGACCGGUUCAAAGGUCAUCCUCCAGCCUUCAGAAGACGAAAACAAAGACCUUCAGACUCACAACUGGACCAGCAGAGCUCAGAAACUCCCAGUGGUCCAUCUGUCCAGCAGCAUCAAACAGAGCUGGACUCCAUCUUUCUGAAGCUGAAGAAGAAGAUUCUGAGUCAGAGGGAGGAUGAGGAGGAGCUGGAGGAUGAAGAUGAAGAGCAGAGGAGCAGCAGAGAGUCACCGAUGAAGAUCACAGUGAACUUCUUGAGGAGAAUGAAGCAGGAGGAGCUGGCUGAUGGACUGCAGAGCAGAUCUUCUGCUGCAGUUUGUCGACAUAAAGUCCAAUCUGGUCUGAAGAAGAAGUUCCAGUGUUUGUUUGAGGGGAUGGCUAAAGCAGGAAAUCCAACCCUUCUGAAUGAGAUCUACACAGAGCUCUUCAUCACAGAGGGAGGAAGAGGAGAGCUGAAUAAAGAACACGAGGUCAGACAGAUUGAAGCAGCAUCCAGGAAAGCAGACAGAGCAGAAACAAGCAUCAGACGAGAAGAGCUCUUCCAACUCCCAGCUGGAAGACAAGAACCAAUCAGAACCGUGAUGACUAAGGGAGUGGCUGGCAUCGGGAAAACAGUCUUAACUCAGAAGUUCACUCUGGACUGGGCUGAAGGCAAAGCCCACAAGAACCUCCACUUCACAUUUCCGUUCACUUUCAGAGAGCUGAAUGUGCUGAAAGAGGAGAAGUUCAGCUUGGUGGAACUUGUUCAUCACUUCUUCCCUGAAACCAAACAAGCAGGAAUCUGCAGCUUCAAACAUUUCCAGGUCCUCUUCAUCUUUGAUGGUCUGGAUGAGUGUCAACUUCCUCUGGACUUCCACAAGACUCGGAUCCUAAAUGACCCUAGAAAGUCCAUCUCAGUGCCUGAUCUGCUGACAAACCUUAUCUGGGGGAACCUGCUUCCCUCUGCUCGCCUCUGGAUAACCACACGACCUGCAGCAGCCAAUCAGAUCCCUGCUGCGUGUGUUGACAUGGUGACAGAGGUCAGAGGGUUCAAUGACCAUCACAAGGAGGAGUACUUCAGGAAGAGGUUCAGAGAUGAAGAGCAGGCCAGCAGGAUCAUCUCCUACAUCAAGAGAUCCAGAAGCCUCCACAUCAUGUGCCACAUCCCAGUCUUCUGCUGGAUCACUGCUACAGUUCUGGAGGAUCUGCUGAAGAGCAGAGAGGGAGGAGAGCUGCCCAAGAACCUGACUGAGAUGUACAUCCACUUCCUGGUGGUUCAGGCCAAAGUCAAGAAGGUCAAGUAUGAUGGAGGAGCUGAGACAGAUCCUGACUGGAGUCCAGGGAGCAGGAAGAUGAUGGAGUCUCUGGGAAAAUUGGCUUUUGAGCAGCUGCAGAAAGGAAACCUGAUCUUCUAUGAAUCUGACCUGACAGAGUGUGGCAUCGAUAUCAGAGCAGCCUCAGUGUACUCAAGAAUGUUCUCACAGAUCUUUAGAGAGGAGAGAGGCCUGUACCAGGACAAGGUCUUCUGCUUCACCCAUCUGAGUGUUCAGGAGUUUCUGGCUGCUCUUCAUGUCCACCUGACAUUUACCAACUCUGGACUCAACCUCAUGGAGGAAGAACAAUCACAGAUCUCUAGGCCUGAACUGAAAAGUCUAGUCCGGUUCUACCAGAGUGCUGUGGAGAAGGCCUUACAGAGUCCAAACGGACACCUGGACUUGUUCCUCCGCUUCCUCCUGGGUCUUUCACUGCCGACCAAUCAGAGUCUCCUACAAGGUCUGCUGACUCAGACAGGAAGUAGCUCACAGACCAAUCAGGAAACAGUCCAGUUCAUCAAGGAGAAGAUCAGUGAAGAUCUGCCUGCAGAGAAAAGCAUCAACCUGUUCCACUGUCUGAAUGAACUGAAUGAUGGUCCUCUAGUGGAGGAGAUCCAACAGUCCCUGAGGUCAGGACAUCUCUCCACAGAUAAACUGUCUCCUGCUCAGUGGUCUGCUCUGGUCUCAGACUUACUAUCAUCAGAAGAAGAUCUGGAAGAGUUUAACCUGCAGAAAUACUAUGGUUCAGAGGAGACUCUUCUGAGGCUGCUGCCAGUGAUCAAAGCCUCCAACAAAGCUCUACUGAGUUGCUGUAAUCUGUCAGAGAGAAGUUGCAUAGCUCUGUCGUCAGUUCUCAGCUCUCAGUCCUCCAGGCUCAGAGAUCUGGACCUGAGUUACAACAAUCUGCAGGAUUUAGGAGUGAAGCUUCUGUCAGCUGGACUAAAAAGUCCACACUGUAAACUGGAGACUCUCAGAUUGUGGAGCUGCAGUUUGUCAGAGAUCAGCUGUGAAGUUCUGGUCUCAGCUCUGAAGAAAAACCUGUCCAACCUGACAGAACUGGACCUGAGCUACAACGAGAAUCUGCGGGAUUCAGGAGUUCUUAAUCUGUGUGGUUUUCUGGAGAGUCCAGACUGCAGACUGCAGACUCUGAGGUUGUUUUACUGUGGUUUGUCAAAGACCAGCUGUGCUGCUCUGGUCUCAGCUCUGAAGUCCAACCCAUCCCACCUGACAGAACUGGACCUGAGAUACAACAACCUUCAAGAUUCAGAUGUUCAGCAGCUCCAGGAUCUGGUGGAGAGUCCAAACUCCAAACUGCAGACUCUGAGGUGGGAGGAUGAAGGCUGGUUGGACUGAUGUUCAGAAUCGGAAUCAGAGGAAGUGGAGAUGAGUGUCAGAGCUGCAGCAGGAACUGAUCUGAGAUCAGCUCCACUGUCUCUCUCAGCAUCAAGUGGACAGUUAUUGUGCUGCAGCUCCCCCGGUGGACUGAUGGAGAACUGCACUUCCUCUUCUCAUUCUAACUUGGAGUGUUGAUCUGAAACAUGGGUUGGAUUCAGAUGUUCAGCAGCUCCA
This is a messenger RNA of Oryzias latipes (Japanese medaka), 3459 nucleotides long. RefSeq names its product NLR family CARD domain-containing protein 3-like. The record is from RefSeq and is a predicted model, not a curated record. NCBI's taxonomy places the organism in Eukaryota, Metazoa, Chordata, Actinopteri, Beloniformes, Adrianichthyidae. Gene Ontology annotation, molecular function: protein binding.